Messenger RNA from Alosa alosa (allis shad), 10383 nucleotides. RefSeq names its product kalirin RhoGEF kinase a (gene kalrna). Gene Ontology annotation, cellular component: cytoplasm. Gene Ontology annotation, biological process: protein phosphorylation. Gene Ontology annotation, molecular function: ATP binding; guanyl-nucleotide exchange factor activity; protein kinase activity. NCBI's taxonomy places the organism in Eukaryota, Metazoa, Chordata, Actinopteri, Clupeiformes, Clupeidae. The record is from RefSeq and is a predicted model, not a curated record.
AAUCUCUGCUAUUGUUAAGAAAAUACGCCCUGCCAGUGCAAACGUAGCCUAUUUUCACAACUUUACUGUAUUUUUCAACAGUGGUUAGACUAUGUAUAUUUUCUACAACGGGUAGUUUUUUAAAAAACGAUGAUUUCGUGAGUUAAAAAUCUUAGAUUGGCCAGGAAAAGCCACUUAACCUUACAUUAUGCAUAUUUCGUGACAUCACUCACUGUUAAAGAAAUCGUUCGAAUCCAACCAAGCGAGCGCAAGACUCAGCUUGGCUAAUUAUUCAAAAUGCCGGUGGUUUUCUUUAAUUUCAUUCACCUAUUCUUCUCGGUUGUCCCAACUUACAAUUUAGCCUAGGUAAAAUGCUAUCUUAAUUCGGAGCCUCUAAACGGCAUCUUCUGUGUCACAUGCGCUGAUGGUCCUAUUGUGGCGCCGGAGCUGCUGAGGGAGGCUGGAUUCGAAACAAUAGACCGAAACACGGCGCUGUUCAUUGUAGGGGGCACCAGAAGACGUAGAGCCAGGACUGGAGAACGGAACGGCCACGACCAAGAACUCAAGAACAUGGAGAUGCCCAUGCACUGAUCUUUUUUCAGCUUCAACACUAUUCACUGGAUAUAUUUCUUUUUACUGAUUAGUUCUCAACCUCAAGGAGAAAAAGAUGAAUUCCGCAGAAGCUGCCGAGGAGGGACCGAAUGACUCUGAUACGGAUGCAUUCUUCAAAACAGGGUCUUUCAGGAGCGACGGGAUUAAGGCGUCUGAUGUGCUGCCUGUGCUGAAGGAGAAAGUGGCCUUCGUGUCAGGGGGUCGGGACAAGAGAGGAGGCCCCAUUUUGACGUUCCCCGCCAGAAGCAACCACGACAGAAUAAAGCACGAGGAGCUGCGCAGGCUGGUGACCUACCUGUCCACUGUGCCCAGUGAGGAUGUGUGCAAGCGCGGCUUCACUGUGAUUAUUGACAUGCGCGGUUCCAAGUGGGACCUGAUCAAGCCACUGCUGAAGACCCUACAGGAAGCCUUCCCCGCCGAAAUCUGCGUCGCCCUCAUCAUUAAGCCCGACAACUUCUGGCAGAAGCAGAAGACCAACUUUGGCAGUGCCAAGUUUACCUUUGAGACUAGCAUGGUGUCAGUGGAAGGGCUGACUAAGCUAGUGGACCCGUCUCAGCUGACGGACGACUUUGAGGGCUCGCUGGAAUACAACCACGAGGAGUGGAUGGAGCUGCGCAUGUCACUGGAGGAGUUUAUGGGGAGCGCCGUGCACCUCCUGUCCCGCCUGGAGGACCUACAGGAGCUGCUGGCCAAGAAGGAGUUCCCGGUGGACGUGGAGGGCUCCCGGCGCCUCAUCGAUGAACACACGCAGCUGAAGAAGAAGGUGAUGAAGGCGCCCGUGGACGAGCUGGACCGCGAGGGCCAGCGGCUGCUGCAGUGCAUCCGCGCUAGCGACGGCUUCUCGGGCCGCAACUGCAUCUCGGGCAGCGCCGACUUCCAGAGCGUGGUGCCCAAGAUCGCCAGCCUGCUGGACAAGCUGCACUCCACACGCCAGCAUCUGCACCAGAUGUGGCACGUGCGCAAGCUCAAGCUGGACCAGUGCUUCCAGCUGCGGCUCUUCGAGCAGGAUGCCGAGAAGAUGUUUGACUGGAUCAGUCACAACAAGGAGCUGUUCCUCCAGAGCCACACCGAGAUUGGUGUGAGCUACCAGCACGCCGUAGACCUGCAGACCCAACACAAUCACUUCGCCAUGAACUCCAUGAAUGCCUAUGUCAACAUAAACCGCAUCAUGUCGGUGGCCUCGCGUCUGUCGGAGGCUGGCCACUACGCCUCGCAGCAGAUCAAGCAGAUCUCGGCCCAGCUGGACCAGGAGUGGAAGAGCUUCGCCGCAGCGCUGGACGAGCGGAGCACCAUAUUGGCCAUGUCCGCCGUGUUCCACCAAAAAUCAGAACAGUUCCUGUCCGGCGUGGAGGCCUGGUGCAAGAUAUGCAGUGAGGGAGGCCUGCCGUCGGGCAUGCAGGACCUGGAGCUGGCCAUCCACCACCACCAGACGCUCUACGAGCAGGUGACCCAAGCCUACACUGAGGUCAGUCAGGACGGGAAGGCUUUGCUGGACGUCCUCCAGCGACCUCUGAGUCCCGGUGACGCGGAGUCCCUGACGGCCACGGCAAACUACUCCAAGGCGGUGCACUGCAUCCUGGACGUGGUGCACGAGGUGCUGCACCACCAGCGGCGGCUGGAGAGCCUCUGGCAGCACAGGAAGGUGCGGCUGCACCAGCGCCUGCAGCUCUGCGUCUUCCAGCAGGACGUCCAGCAGGUGUUGGACUGGAUUGAGAACCAUGGCGAGGCCUUCCUCAGUAAACAUACCGGUGUGGGCAAGUCUCUCCAUCGUGCCCGAGCACUGCAGAAACGCCAUGACGACUUUGAGGAGGUGGCCCAGAACACCUACACCAACGCGGACAAGCUGCUGGAGGCGGCGGAGCAGCUGGCGCAGACCGGUGAAUGUGACCCGGAGGAGAUCUACAAGGCGGCGCGGCACCUGGAGGUGCGAAUCCAAGACUUUGUCAGGAGAGUGGAGCAGAGGAAGCUGCUGCUCGACAUGUCCGUCUCCUUUCACACCCACACUAAAGAGCUGUGGACGUGGAUGGAGGACCUGCAGAAGGAGCUGCUGGAGGAGGUGUGCUCCGACUCAGUGGACUCGGUGCAGGAGCUCAUCAAGCAGUUCCAGCAGCAGCAGACGGCCACACUGGAGGCCACGCUCAACGUCAUCAAGGAAGGGGAGGACCUCAUCCAGCAGCUCAGGGACUCGGCCAUGACCAGUAACAAGAUGCCCCACAACAGCUCCAUCGCCCACAUCGAGAGCGUGCUGCAGCAGCUGGACGAGGCUCAGGGCCAGAUGGAGGAGCUGUUCCACGAACGCAAGAUCAAACUGGACAUCUUCCUCCAGCUACGCAUCUUUGAGCAGUACACCAUCGAGGUGACGGCGGAGCUGGACGCGUGGAACGAGGACCUGCUGCGGCAGGCCAGUGACCUGGGCACGGAGGAGCUGGGCCAGGUGGAGCAGCGGCUGCAGCGGCACGCCGAGCGCAAGCUGGCCAUGAACAACAUGACCUUCGAGGUCAUGCAGCAGGGCCAGGACCUGCACCAGUACAUCAUGGAGGUGCAGGCCUCAGGCAUCGAGCUGACUGGGGAGAAGGAGAUGGACCUGGCCACGCAGGUGCAGGAACUGCUGGAGUUCCUGCACGAGAAGCAGCACGAGCUGGACGUGAGCGCUGACCAGACCCAGAAGAGGCUGGAGCAGAUGCUGCAACUGCGCCACCUACAGGCCGAGGUCAAGCAGGUCCUGAGCUGGAUCCGUAAUGGCGAGUCGAUGCUGAAUGCGAGCGUGGUGAACGCCAGCUCUCUGUCCGAGGCUGAGCAACUGCAGAGGGAACAUGAACAGUUCCAGCUGGCCAUCGAGUCGCUGUUCCACGCCAACUCGCUGCAGAAGACGCACCAGAGUGCACUGCAGGUGCAGCAGAAAGCCGAGCUGAUGCUACAGGCGGGGCACUAUGACCCUGACGCCAUCCGCGGCUGCGCCGAGAAGGUGGCCGUGCACUGGCAGCAGCUCAUGCUGAAGAUGGAAGACCGGCUCAAGCUAGUCAACGCCUCCGUAGCCUUCUACAAGACCUCCGAGCAGGUGUGCAGUGUGCUGGAGAGUCUGGAGCAGGAGUACCGGCGCGACGAGGACUGGUGCGGCGGCCACGACAAGCUGGGUCCUCUGGCAGAGACGGACCACGUCCUGCCCCUCAUCAGCAAGCACCUGGAGCAGAAGGAGGCCUUCCUCAAGGCCUGUACGUUGGCCAGGAGAAACGCCGAGGUCUUCCUCAAGUACAUCCACAGGAACAACGUCAGCAUGCCAGGGCCCGCCAGUCACGGCCGCGGACCCGAGCAGCAGGUCAAAGCCAUCCUGAACGAACUGCUUCAGAGGGAGAACCGUGUCCUCCACUUCUGGACGCUUAAGAAGCGGCGCCUGGACCAGUGUCAGCAGUACGUGGUGUUUGAGCGCAGCACGAAGCAGGCUCUCGACUGGAUCCAGGAAACAGGCGAGUACUUCUUGUCCACCCACACCUCCCCCGGAGAGAAUGCGGAGAAGACGCAGGCGCUGCUUAAGGAAUAUGAGGAAUUCCGCGUCUCUGCCAAGCAAACCAAGGACAAGGUGAAGCUACUAAUCCAGCUGGCGGACAGCUUCGUGGAGAAGGGCCACGUGCACGUGACCGAGCUGAAGAAGUGGGUGACCACGGUGGACAAGCGCUACCGCGACUUCUCCCUCCGCGUCGGGAAGUACCGCUGCAGCCUGGAGGAGGCACUCGGCAUCAACGCAGAGGAUAACAAGGACUUGGAGUUGGACAUUAUCCCUGCCAGCCUGACGGACAAGGAGGAGGUCAAACUGCGCGACCCCAACCAUGAGGUCAACGAGGAAAAGAGGAAAUCUGCCCGCAAGAAAGAGUUCAUUAUGGCGGAGCUGCUUCAAACGGAAAAGGCCUACGUCAGGGAUUUGCACGAAUGUUUAGAAACGUACCACUGGGAGAUGACGAGUGGAGUGGAGGAGACCCCACCAGGAAUCGUCAACAAGGAGCACAUCAUCUUUGGGAAUAUUCAGGAAAUCUAUGAUUUCCAUAACAACGUUUUCCUUAAAGAGCUGGUGAACUACGAGCAGCUGCCGGAGGACGUGGGCCAUUGUUUUGUCACAUGGGCUGACAAAUUCAAUAUGUAUGUCAGUUACUGUAAAAAUAAACCAGACUCAAGUCAACUCAUCCUGGAACAUGCUGGAAGCUUUUUUGACGAGAUCCAGCAGAGGCACGGAUUGGCCAACUCCAUCUCCUCCUACCUUAUCAAGCCCGUGCAGCGGAUCACAAAGUACCAGCUCCUCCUGAAGGAGCUGCUCUCCUGUUGUGAGGAGGGUAAGGGUGAGAUUAAGGAUGGUCUGGAGGUGAUGUUGAGCGUUCCAAAGAGGGCUAACGAUGCCAUGCAUGUCAGCAUGCUGGAAGGUUUCGAUGAGAACCUGGACGUCCAAGGCGAGCUCAUCCUUCAGGACACCUUCCAGGUGUGGGACCCCAAGUCGCUGAUCCGCAAGGGCCGCGAUCGCCACCUCUUUCUCUUCGAGAUCUCCCUGGUGUUCAGCAAGGAGAUCAAGGACUCGGCGGGGCGCACCAAGUACCUCUACAAGAACAAACUGCUGACCUCUGAGCUGGGUGUGACGGAGCACAUUGAGGGGGACCCCUGCAAGUUUGCCCUGUGGGCUGGACGAACUCCGUCGUCCGACAACAAGACCGUCCUCAAGGCGUCCAGCAUCGAGGCCAAGCAGGAGUGGAUCAAGAACAUUCGGGAGGUGAUCCAGGAGAGGACGGUUCACCUGAAGGGGGCGCUCAAGGAGCCCCUCCACAUGCCCAAGACGCCUGCCAAGCCCCGCAACAACAGCAAGAGGGACGGAGGAGAUGAUGACAGCCAGGGUGAUGGCAGCAGUCAGCCGGACACCAUUUCCAUCGCCUCCAGGACCUCACAGAACACUAUGGACAGCGACAAGCUGUCUGGAGGCUGCGAGCUGACCGUGGUCCUGCAGGACUUUGCAGCAGGCUGCACGAGCGAGCUGAGCAUCCAGACGGGCCAGACGGUGGAGUUGCUGGAGCGACCGAGCGACCGGCCGGGCUGGUGCCUGGUGCGCACCACUGACCGCACCCCCCCGCAGGAGGGCUUGGUGCCCAGCAGCGUUCUGUGCAUCUCCCACUCACGUAGCAGCGUUGAGAUGGAGUGCUUCUUCCCCGCUGGCAAAGAGAACUACACCGUGUCUGAGUCUGGAGGGAAGACCGAGUCGGUGGCCACGCUCCAGCCGCAGCCGUCGCUCAGCUCCAUCCAGACCAGCUCACCGGGGCCCAAGCGCUCGGGCAACACGCUGAAGAAGUGGCUGACCAGCCCCGUGCGCCGCCUCAGCCAUGGCAGCAACGUCAAGAAGAUGCCCAGCCGACCCCGAGGGGGGAAGAAGAGGGAAGGCCGCAAGAGCAUGGACCUGGGGCCGCCGGAGAUGCAGGACGAGGAGGUGAGCAGGGCCAGAACUGAUGGCAUGUCCAGGGUGAGAAAAGAGGAGCUCCCCAAGCCUUCAGGCAUGCAGAGCGGAGGAGAGGAGGAGCCUGAGGAUGACUCCCACACACCCCUCCCCCCUCCCAUGGAGAUCAUCAAAGACCUCGCCCAGGAGGAUAAGUCCUCCGCACGGCUUGCCGCGCGCCAGGGCUCCACCGAGAUCCCCAGCGCCUCCGAGCUUGUCAGUGCUAUAGAGAAAUUGGUCAAAACCAAGAUGACUCUGGAGCCAGGCGCCUACCCAGGGUUCAGCACGAUGAGCCCCCCUGAGCAGCCCACCCCGACUCAGCCACGCGACCCUGAGCUGGAGCAGAAGGCCAAAGCCAUGCGGGGCCGCAUGUUUGUUCUAAAUGAGCUAAUACAGACAGAGAAGGACUAUGUCAAAGACUUGGGCAUCGUAGUUGAGUGCUUCAUGAAGACAAUAGAGGAGAAGGGCAUCCCUGAAGAUAUGAAGGGGAAAGACAAGAUUGUAUUUGGGAAUAUUCAUCAAAUUUACGACUGGCACAGAGACUUUUUUGUGGGUGAACUGGAGAAAUGUCUGGAGGACCAUGAACACUUACCUGAGCUGUUCAUCAAACAUGAAAGGAGACUACAUAUGUAUGUUGUCUACUGUCAGAACAAACCCAAGUCAGAAUUCAUUGUUGCUGAAUAUGACACUUUCUUUGAGGCUAUACAGCAAGACAUCACCUCAAGACUCUCAAUCAGUGAUUUUCUGAUCAAGCCUAUCCAGAGAAUCACAAAAUAUCAACUGCUUCUCAAGGACUUCUUGAAGUACAGCACCAAGGCAGGACUGGACUGUGAACAUAUUGAGAAAGCUGUUGAUUUGAUGUCUCAAGUACCGAAGCUCUGCAAUGAUAUGAUGAACUUGGGCAGGCUUCAAGGCUACGAGGGGAAGUUGACGAGCCAGGGCAAGCUACUGCAGCAGGAGACGUUCUUCGUGACCGAGCAAGACUCGGGUGUCCUGUCGCGCAGUAAGGAGCGUAGGGUCUUCCUCUUCGAGCAGAUAGUCAUCUUCAGCGAGCUUCUCCGCAAAGGCUCGUCCACCCCCGGGUACCAGUUCAAGAAGAGCAUCAAGGUGUGCUUCUUGGGACUGGAGGAGCAUGUUGACAAUGACCCCUGUAAGUUUGUGCUGACCAGUCGUGGGUCGUCAGAGCGCUUCACACUGCAGGCUGCCAACGUAGACAUCAAGCAGGUCUGGGUCAAGCACAUCACAGACCUCCUAGAUGCCCAGAGCAAAUUUCUAUCUGCACUCCAGUCCCCGAUCGAGUACCAGAAGGAGAAAGGUGGGUCUCACUCCCUAACCAGAAACUCGUCAGCCAGCCGUCCGUCCCAGCAGCCCGGCCGACCCAGCUCCACCACCUCGGUUGGGGUGGAGAAGCCCCCUCUCUCGGGAAGGACCCCCACUUCUCUCAAAAUGUCUACCUCCAACGGCAGCCCCUGCUUCGACCCGCAGAAACACAGUGAGCGGUUUGAUUCCACUCGGCAACACGACGGCGUCCGAUGUAACGGCGUCUCCUCCACCAUGAUGGUCAUGCAGGACUACAGUGCACUGAAGGAGAACGAGAUCUGCGUGAGCCAGGGCGAGGCGGUCCAGGUGCUGGCCACCAACCAGCAGAACAUGUACCUGGUGUUCCGGGCGGCCAACAGCCAGUCGCCCGCCGCUGAGGGCUGGCUGCCCGGCCACAUCCUGGGCCCCCUCAGUAAAACACUCCUAGACAGUGCUGAUGGGAAUAUCAAGAAGUCUCUGUCAUGGAAUACCCUGCGCACAAGAAAGAGGGCAGAGCAGGAUAGCAGUGGUGGCAAAAGUGAAGCCAAACUUGAGAACGGACUUCCUCGGAAGCCCAAGGAGAUACUGAGCACCAAGGUGGCGGUGGCAGAGGCAAACAGUUCAGAGGAGUCAGAUUGUGAUGACGAGCUAGACCCCAAAACUAGCAUGGAGCUAUUGAACCCCAACUUUAUUCAAGAAGUUGCUCCAGAGUUCCUGAUCCCUCUGGCCGAUGUGACGUGUGCAUUUGGGGAGACCGUGGUCUUAUGCUGCAAGGUCUGUGGGCGGCCGAAGCCAAAGAUCACUCUGAAGGGACCGGAUCAGAGUCUAAUAGUGAACAGCAGUCGAUUCACAAUAAACAUCAGGGAUACAGGUGACAUUCUGCUGAAGAUCUGUAACCUGUUGCCCCAAGACACAGGGAUUUACACCUGUGUGGCUGUCAAUGACCACGGCACCGCCUCAUCCUCUGCCUCAAUUAAAGUCCAGGGUAUCCCGUCAGCCCCUGCCCGGCCAGUGGCCCAAGAGGCGAGCAGCUCUGCAGUGAUUGUCCACUGGCUUCCUCCAGCCAGCUCGGGAAACUGCGCUGUGUCCAGUUACAACGUGGAGUACCGACAAGAGGACUCGCUGGUUUGGCUGCAGUCGGUAUCCACAUCAGAUGUGUGUGUGAAAAUUGAAGACCUGAUCCCCGGUGGGCACUACCAGUUUCGGGUUAGUGCCAGCAACCCGUGGGGGGUCAGUCCACCCAGUGAGCCAUCCAACAUGGUCACCCUUCCCAGUGGACCCUCUACAUAUGAUGGGAUGGGGAUUCAGUGGAAAGAUCAUUUUGAGUCAGCUUUCACUGAAAUAUCUGAAAUUGGGAGGGGCCGAUUCUCUGUGGUGAAGAAGUGCCUGAACAAGGCCACCAAGAAGGAUGUGGCUGUGAAGUGUGUCAAUAAGAAGAUGCAGAAGAAGGAGCAGGUGGCCCAUGAGGCGGACAUCCUCAAGCACGUCCAGCAUCCACAGCUGGUGGCCCUCACUGACACCUACGAGACCGCGACUGCAUAUGUUCUGGUCUUAGAACUCUUGGAGGAUGGGAGGCUUUUUGACUACCUAGUGGCUCAUGAUGAACUGAUGGAGGAGAAGGUGGCGUAUUUUGUGAAGGACACCUUAGAGGCCUUGCAGCAUCUGCACACCUGUAGAGUUGCUCACCUUGACCUAAAGCCUGAAAAUCUCCUGGUGGAUCUCCAUGUGCCAGUUCCCUGUGUGAAGCUCAUUGAUUUUGGAGACGCCAUUCAAGUCUCUGGUCACCGCUACGUACACCUCCUUCUUGGAAACCCCGAGUUCUCCGCCCCAGAGUUGAUUCAAGGCACGCCGGUGUCUCUGACCUCGGACGUGUGGAGCGUUGGCGUGCUGGCCUACGUCAUGCUGAGCGGAGUCUCCCCGUUCCUGGACGAGAGCCUGGAGGAGACCUGCGUGAACAUCUGCAAGCUGGACUUCUGCUUCCCCGAGGAGUACUUCUGCGGCGUCAGCCAGGCUGCCCGGGACUUCAUCACGUCCACACUCCAGCAGGACCCCCGCAAGCGGCCAACGGCCACGUUCUGCCUGCAGCACCCCUGGGUCAGUGCCCACAGCGGAGACUACUCCAAGACCCCGCUGGACACAGCUAGGCUGGCGUCCUUUAUAGACCGCCGCCGGCAACUGCACGAUGUGCGCCCGGUCACCAACAUCAAGGGUCUGGUGACGAGCAGCAUGGGCCAUACCCUAUGAGGAUGCCCACGCCUGAGGAGUGGUCAUACUCUGGUCUUUGUGGCAGUCAGAUGUGUUCUUCAUGUACUGAUUGUGUCCUCCAUGUGGGAUCAUGGUAGUGAUCACAACAUGCCCUGAAAUGCGACUUCUAUGGACUAAAAAACUCCAGUGCACUUAAAGAACCACAUAGGUUCACAUAAGGCCACAGAAACAAUUUCAACUGGUUUGUUACCAUUUGUUUUAAAUUUCACUCACUGUUAUCGAUUCCAAUUGAAGACAAAGACAAACAACAGAACAAAUGUACAAUAUCUGUAGAAUCUGUGGUCAAACUAUAAUAUGUGCAUCAGAAAGAAAUAUUUAGCACUUUGGACUUGAAUGAAAUAAAAUGUACAGUGCAUACAGUUUACCUGCUAUUUUCACAUUGGUCCACUUGCGAUAACAAUAAAAAUGUAACUAGUGUAACUGACUGGUUAGUGUAUACUAUAUUACUGUUCUGACUGUACUAACUACACCAUGCCAGAGGCUUAAUAUAGCCAAACACCAUCUUUUCAUUUGACUUCUGUUUCAAUAGUUUAUCAACGUUAUGACUCGGAACUGAACUAAACACUACAUCUGUUGUUGUAGUUAUUGUUCCUGUAUUCUUGCAACAGUAUUUAAAUGAGCAGUUUUGGAUGCAAUGAUUCUGCUAUUUUUUAGCUUUGCCUUUUAAAGGAUUCUUGUUGAUGGUUAUAUGUUUCUGUCUUCAAAACAAAUUAUAGUCUAGUGGGAACUGAUUACUUGUUCAACUACAUCAUGGCAACCAUUAUAGU